Messenger RNA from Eimeria tenella, 447 nucleotides. RefSeq names its product mago nashi protein, putative. The record is from RefSeq and is a predicted model, not a curated record. Gene Ontology annotation, biological process: RNA splicing. Bases 1 to 447 code for a protein of 148 amino acids. The transcript has 6 exons. Gene Ontology annotation, cellular component: exon-exon junction complex; nucleus. NCBI's taxonomy places the organism in Eukaryota, Apicomplexa, Conoidasida, Eucoccidiorida, Eimeriidae.
AUGGGGGACGACGACGAUUUUUAUUUGCGCUACUACACCGGCCACAAGGGCAAGUUCGGCCACGAGUUCCUUGAAUUUGAAUUUCUCGCGGAGGGGCGGAUGCGCUACGCGAACAAUUCAAAUUACAAGAACGACACAAUGAUUCGAAAAGAAGCAUAUGUCAGCCAAGCCGUCAUAAAGGAACUUAGAAGAAUUAUUGAAGAGGCAGAAAUCCUGCGCGAAGACGACAACAACUGGCCAGCCCCAGACCGCGUAGGCCGCCAAGAGCUCGAGAUCAUUUUGGGCAAAGAUCACAUCUCCUUCACUACGUCGAAGAUCGGCUCCAUGGCGGAUGUGCAGCGCUGCAAAGACCAGGAGGGACUUCGCGUGUUUUACUAUUUGGUUCAGGACUUGAAAUGUUUUGUCUAUUCUUUAAUUGGAUUGCAUUUCAGAAUCAAACCCGUUUGA